This is a messenger RNA of Dryobates pubescens (Downy woodpecker), 876 nucleotides long. RefSeq names its product short stature homeobox (gene SHOX). Lineage: Eukaryota; Metazoa; Chordata; Aves; Piciformes; Picidae. Gene Ontology annotation, cellular component: nucleus. Gene Ontology annotation, molecular function: sequence-specific double-stranded DNA binding; DNA-binding transcription factor activity, RNA polymerase II-specific. The transcript has 5 exons. Gene Ontology annotation, biological process: regulation of transcription by RNA polymerase II. The record is from RefSeq and is a predicted model, not a curated record. The coding region runs from base 1 to 876 and encodes 291 amino acids.
AUGGAAGAACUUACGGCUUUUGUAUCCAAAUCUUUCGACCAGAAAAGCAAAGAGAGCUGCAGCGGCAGUGGCAGCAGCAACAAGAAAGAGACGAUCACGUACAGGGAAGUUUUGGAGAGUGGGUUGGCACGUUCUAGGGAGCUUGGAAACUCUGACUCUAGCCUGCAGGACAUGACCGAGAGCAGCAACCAUUGCCCGGUGCAUCUUUUCAAAGAUCACGUAGAGAGCGACAAGGACAAACUGAAAGAGUUCAACACAGGCAGGACGGCGGAAGGGAUUUACGAGUGCAAAGAGAAGAGGGAAGAUGUGAAGUCAGAAGACGAAGAUGGACAGACUAAGCUCAAACAAAGGAGAAGCAGAACCAACUUCACACUAGAGCAGCUGAAUGAGCUGGAAAGACUUUUUGAUGAAACGCACUAUCCGGAUGCCUUCAUGAGGGAGGAACUAAGCCAGAGGCUGGGACUGUCUGAAGCUAGGGUUCAGGUCUGGUUCCAGAACAGGAGGGCAAAGUGCCGAAAGCAGGAAAACCAGAUGCACAAAGGUGUGAUCCUAGGAACUGCCAGCCAUUUAGACGCCUGCAGAGUGGCCCCCUAUGUGAAUAUGGGAGCCCUGAGGAUGCCUUUCCAACAGGUCCAGGCGCAGCUGCAGCUGGAGGGCGUGGCCCACGCGCACCCGCACCUGCACCCGCACCUGGCGGCCCACGCGCCCUACCUGAUGUUCCCGCCGCCGCCCUUCGGGCUGCCCAUCGCCUCCCUGGCCGAGUCUGCUUCCGCCGCUGCCGUGGUGGCCGCCGCCGCAAAGAGCAACAGCAAGAACUCCAGCAUCGCCGACCUGCGGCUGAAGGCCCGCAAGCAUGCCGAGGCCCUGGGGCUCUGA